AUGAAUGCGAAUGGGUUCUUUUUCUUUAAGUUCAAGACUAAAGAAGGGAUGAACCAGAUGUUAGAGGAUGGGCCUUGGAUGAUCAGAAACGUUCCUAUUAUCUUGAAAGAGUGGUCGGCAUCCAUUAAGUUGGAAAAAGAGGAUAUAAAAGCUAUUCCAGUUUGGGUUAAGAUGCAUGAAGUGCCGUUAGCAGCUUAUACUGAGGACGGUCUUAGUUUGCUUGCUUCUAAGAUAGGGGUGCCUAAGUUGCUUGAUUCGUACACUACUACAAUGUGUGCUGAGUCAUGGGGAAGAAGCAGUUAUGCUAGAGCUCUCAUUGAAAUUCAAGCCGGGGCUGAGUUAAAGAGAAGUGUUAUGGUCGCAAUCCCGUCUUUAGAAGGUAAGGGUCACUCAAUGGAGGAGGUUAAAAUUGAAUAUGAUUGGGAGCCGUUAAGGUGCUCUUCUUGCUGCGUGUUUGGUCAUGAUGAUAACUCGUGCCCAAAAAGGGCUCAGGUUGUUUCGAGUGGGGAUCCUGGGAAGAAGAUUGAUGACUUUCAGGUUGUUGGUGCAAAGAAGAAGAAAGCUACUAACCAGGGUCUGCAUAUUAAGAAUCAGAAGCCUAAGGUAGUGUACAGACCGGUUGUAAACCCUAAACCAAUCUCGUCAGUGAAGAAGCCGGUGAACACUCAGGUAGCAACGUCAAACCCUUUUGAUGCGCUUAGGGAUGAUGAUGGUGAUCAGGGAGGUAGUACUGUGGGCCGUUUAGAGAAGAAGGAGGAAAAGUCGAGUGACAGGCAGGAUUCAGAUGAAGAGGAGGGGCAAGCACCUCUUCUACAAAAUUCUCAAAUGGAUAGGCGUCAUUUGGUUCGUUUGAAGGGGUUGCCGGUUUGUGGCAGCUUUAUUUUUGAUGAUGGCGGUUGA
Helianthus annuus (common sunflower) is the source of this 900-nucleotide messenger RNA. RefSeq lists its product as uncharacterized. The transcript is spliced from 2 exons. Lineage: Eukaryota; Viridiplantae; Streptophyta; Magnoliopsida; Asterales; Asteraceae. The record is from RefSeq and is a predicted model, not a curated record. The coding region runs from base 1 to 900 and encodes 299 amino acids.